AGUGGCUGACCUCCAGCUCGAUUCAGUGUGUGGACAAUAUGGCUUUCUGCGGCCGCGAUUGCCAAUCCAAUAUGUGAUCAGCCGACUGCUACCACUAGCCAUCACAACAAUUCGACUUAAUAUGACUUAAUUUCUCCUUGAUUUUCUUGCAUCCUCCAGCAAUUCCGAAAUGCAGAGCCGCGAGAAGUCUGUGCUCACUCUGAUAUAUCCGCGGCGGCCUUCCGAAUCCUUGGUGUUGCUUGGGUUGAAAAAGCGAGGCUUUGGAGAAGGUAAGUUCAAUGGGUUUGGUGGAAAGCUGGAGAGCGGAGAAACUUUGGAGGAGAGUGCCGUAAGAGAGUUGAAAGAGGAGUGCGGGCUGGUUUCAAAGCUUGCAGACUUGAAGUGGCGAGGCUGCCUGACGUACAUCUACAACACAAAGCCAAAGGCUAUGGAAGUGAAUGUUUUUGACUUGCAGAAUUGGGAAGGUGAUCCCAUCGAAACUGAGGAGAUGAAGCCAAGAUGGUUUGAGCAUCAAGCUGUGCCGCUGAGUUCGAUGUGGGCAGAUGACGAGUUUUGGCUGUUGCAGUACCUGGAGGGUGGUUUGCAAACUCCUUUCAUUGGUCGGUUUAGAUUCAAGAACCAUGAGGGUCCUGAAAGUUGGGACAUUUUGGAGCACAAUAUUGCAUCUUUGGUGCCUGCAUCGGUUCCUCGAGACAUUGGUGGAAGCGAAAGUGGAGCAGCCAUGGUGGCUUCGACCGUCAGCUUUCUGAAUGCUCCAAGUGCAAGGCCACUGGAGUCGUUCAUCCGCUAUCACCUUUCCAAAGGUUUUGCAAGGAUUCUCAUUUUUAUUGAUUCUGCAGAGGAUUUGGCUGCCCUGGAUGUAGUCCGGCGGUUUCCAGCGUUGCGUGUCUUGCACAAGAUUCGAGGUCCAGACCUGUUGAAGGAACAAUCUGUGAAGAGUCCUGAUACUUUUGGUGCUAUGAGCAACUUCUUCAAUGAAGUUUCUGCUCGGCAGCUCCUGGAUGCUGAAUUGGCGCUGCAAAUGGCUCCAGAAUUGGGCUGUCGCUGGCUUUUGUAUUUGGAUUCUGACGAACUUUUUUACACGAAGGAGGCUUCUGUAGUGCCGCAUUUUCAAUACCUGGAGAGGAGCGGCAUUCAGCAAAUGUCGUACUUGAAUCAUGAAGGUGUUCCCGAGAAGGCGGAGACUGAGGACUAUUUUGCGACUGUGACACUUUUCAAACAGCAUCACUUCGCAGUUCCUCUUUCUGCUCAGGCACGUAGUGCACUACGAUUUUGGAUGGACAGAUCAAAAAGAGGUCAGUACUUCCUUUUUUAUGACAAUGGAAAGAGCGCCUGCAGAACUGACUGCCACGCAAAUCCAAAGAACCAGCACAUCUGGCAACUGCCUCCCGGAUCGACAAGUUGUACAGCUCUGGCAGAUCCGAGGCACAUGGAUGUGGACGGUUUUGUCGAUUGCCCAGAUCCGUGCAUUCUACAUUUUCCAGUCUGUGGUCUGAGUUGGCUGACUGGCAAGUAUAGGACACUUGGUAGAUUUCCGGACAAAUGGCUGGGGAAAGUGAACUUGUCAGAAUCAUUUCACAAAGAUGCAAGAGACCUAGCAGAGAGCUGUAGCGCCUUAGAAGAUUUGUUCAUGCAAGAAGUUUUGCUGGAGGAUAAAUCAGAGGUUGGGCGCCAGCUGGAAGCUCGAACUUGUAUGAGGAUUCUGGACCACGCGGAGCUUCUUGAUGCAGAAGCAAGGGCAAGUGCCGUGGAAACUGAAAGCGAAAAGACUAUUUUGCCCUUGGCUGAUGCCUCGCUGAUAGGAAUUGAGAAAGGAUGGAUUUUAUCCAAAGCAAUGAAAUAUCUUUAGGAAAAUCAA
This is a messenger RNA of Cladocopium goreaui, 1858 nucleotides long. Lineage: Eukaryota; Dinophyceae; Suessiales; Symbiodiniaceae. The record is from the annotation of a GenBank genome assembly.